Messenger RNA from Clonostachys rhizophaga, 633 nucleotides. The record is from the annotation of a GenBank genome assembly. Lineage: Eukaryota; Fungi; Ascomycota; Sordariomycetes; Hypocreales; Bionectriaceae.
AUGUUUGCCAAACCAAGACCGAAGAAACUUCUUCUUCCCCAUCCCAGCAAAAAGAGAAAAUUUACCUCCGCUGUUGAAGAAGUCACAUUCGACAAUGCCGCCCGUCACGAGUAUCUGACCGGAUUCCACAAGCGCAAGCAAGAGCGCAUCAAACGUGCACAGGAAGAAGCGGCUAGAAGGGAGCGGUUGGAGAAAAUUGAAACCAGGAAACAGGUACGAGAGGAGCGGAAAAAGGAAGUCGAAGAUCAUGUCAACAUGGUGAAUAAGCUUUUACGAGAAUCGGGCGCGGCGGGCGCAGUGGAAGACGGAGACGAUUCAGAGGAUGACGAAGAGGAUGGAUGGGGAGGGUUCCCAGAUCGACCAAACCUGGACAUAGUCGACCACGAAGAGGAGUACAUUGACGAGGAUCGGUAUACCACAGUCACAGUCGAGUCUGUAUCCGUGUCGAGAGAUGGGCUUGAAAAGCCAGUGUUAAAUGAACCUACAAAGGAGGGCGAACCGGAGGAAAAAGUCGAAUCGAAAACAGAAACCAAGCAACCUGCAAAGAAGAAGAAGCCCAAGUUUCGCUAUGAGACUAAAUUCGACAGACAGCUUUCGGAACGGAAACAUCGGGCUAAGAAAGCAAAGAGGUAG